AUGACCCGCGCAAGCAGAGGGGUAGGGCGCAAAAGAUGCUCCCGAAACCCUGACCGCCGGUGCAACUGCACCAGUCUUCAUGUAACCCCAUGUCUCCCUGUCUGAAGCCUGUUUUGAUAUUAGCCAUGAUUUUCACCGCUACUGCCUUCACGAUACUUGGAUUUUUUAUUUUCAGCCCCAUACAAAAGGUAGCGUCGGAGACACCCUGCCCCGACGGCCGGUUCUGCCCGCCUCACUGGCUGUGCUGCGAGGCAGGGUGCUGCGCCCCGGCCACAGCGCCGCCCAGACGGGACCAAGAGGUUAAGGAGGUCUACCGGUAUCCGUGGUACGCGCAAUGGCCAGUUCUCUUCCUCCUCGGCACACUAGGCGGCAUUCUGAUCUGCUGCGUGUGGUGCCUAGUCUUCAAGCGGAGUUCACACCGCGUGUACAUGUGCUCGCUGUCGUGUUGCGCUCGCCGGCCUGCCUCGGACCAUGAUUCUGCGGGCUCAGUGUAUCCACCGCCUAGAUAUAGCCGCUGCAGCUCGUUUCAUCAGGCUCCUCCGCCGUAUUCAGAGGUGACAAGCAAACCCGACUUAUUUCCAUUGGUCAUCACGUGCGAAGAAGGCGACGGCAAGUCCGGAGGAAAUUACCUGAUGGUCCACUACUUUAGAAACUACGUUAUUCGGGCGCCGGGUUCUUUAUCAGCGACGAGUACUGCAGAAUCUCUCAACUCCAGUUUCAUAUGCAACGCAGCAAAUGAAGCAAAUACGGUCGUCCCGCCUCCGUAUUCCACGGACUUCGAGUCGUUCACCGGCUGCGGCCUUCUCCGUUCGCUGUCCUCGCUAACUGAGAGAGAACCCCGAGCUCCUCCGAGAUCCCGCACUGUCCCCGAGCCUGCACCCAGAGAAACUACAGCUUUCAGGGAAAAUCUGAUUACAUCACCCGUUCAACACAUGCAGGAUCCCUCCUUCGACUUAGAACUAGAGCUGAUAGACUGCGAGAUGUACUGCGACGGCGCCUGCAGGCCGCAGCUCGGCGCCUCGCCCCCCGCGCACCGCUCCCCCGCCCGCGACGACAACUACGAGCACGAGGCCUACGGCCUCCGCCACCUCUUCACCUGCCCCUCCACAGAACUAGCCGGGGCCUGCGAAUCCCCCCCACAGCCGACAAGCCCUACACAGUCCAGAGAUUCUACCCUAAGGAGACCUAGCGACGAAAGAAGGCACCGGAGAAUAGACAGUUUGAAAAAGACUCCGAAGGCCAGGAAGACGAGCUUAUACAUGCCUUUGUCAGUGGCUUAUCCCGUUAGGACUUCGAGAGUGUCGCCCGGGUCUAGGGGUUCGUCUAGGUCCGCGCCCGCCACGCCCUGUGGGGCUUUAGUGCCGAAUUUGCUCCACUUCAGCCAAAGAGUGUCGGCGACGAGGCACGGCUCCCGCUCGUCUAGGUGUGAUGAAGAGAAUGAUCCACUCUUGGACGCUGAGACUGAGACGCGCACCGAUCACAAGUUUUAGUUUGACACGCCACGCUGCUUGACACUUUUUUACUUUUUAACCCUGUAGCUCGGUUUAUCCAGCUAGAAUUUAUUACGUUGAUUAAAAUAAUGCCCUUUAAAUUUGUAAGUAUUACAUUUGUGAGGAUACGAAUGUUUUAUAU
Molecule: messenger RNA, 1632 nt
Organism: Cydia amplana
Lineage: Eukaryota; Metazoa; Arthropoda; Insecta; Lepidoptera; Tortricidae
Exons: 8
Coding region: 90-1490 (466 amino acids)
Cellular component (GO): cytoplasmic vesicle membrane
Source: RefSeq, a predicted model, not a curated record